This is a messenger RNA of Folsomia candida, 1362 nucleotides long. Its product is annotated as zinc finger and BTB domain-containing protein 17. The record is from RefSeq and is a predicted model, not a curated record. Gene Ontology annotation, biological process: regulation of transcription by RNA polymerase II. Gene Ontology annotation, cellular component: nucleus. Gene Ontology annotation, molecular function: RNA polymerase II transcription regulatory region sequence-specific DNA binding; DNA-binding transcription factor activity, RNA polymerase II-specific. NCBI's taxonomy places the organism in Eukaryota, Metazoa, Arthropoda, Collembola, Entomobryomorpha, Isotomidae. The transcript is spliced from 4 exons. Bases 72 to 1100 code for a protein of 342 amino acids.
CAUGUUUUUCUCAAUCGUAAUAAAGGACUACAUUUUAAAUAUUUUCUUACAAAAAUUAACCAAAUACUAAAAUGGAGCAAGUUUUAUUUGAAAUAGGUGACUUUUCAGCAUCAAUGGCUCGGUUGGAAUUGCAUGUUAACGUAUUGCUAAAAUCUACAAUUGAAAUUAAUGACGAGUUGAGACAAAAUUUGCAUCAGCUAAUUAGCCAACAUUUUCCAGACACACGUUCCCUCCUGACAAUUAUUCAAAAUUCUAUUAACGCUGAAGGGGGAAUUUCCAUCAAAAUUGAGGAAGACAUUGCAAUUAGAGAUGCUUUCACCACCCACCAGGAAGACGAGUUCAUGCAGGAAGACAAUAAAUAUAGUUUUUCUGAUCUCGGAAUGAAAAUUGAACCAGAAAAAAUUUAUAGGACACGAAGCAAGACAAAACAUAAAGAAGAAAAAUCACCACCCACAUGUAAAAAUGAAACACACGAUGGGGAACAACAAAGUGUUCCUGGCGACGACGAGAAUUAUUCAGUAGAAAUCGAACCAGAGCAUAAAUCCGAUCAAGAGGAAUAUUUUCCUGUACAUGAUUCAUCAAAGAAGAAAAAAUCUCUCAAGCCGAACAAAAAACGAGGACAAAAACAAAGAAAAGAAAGUUGUUCACCUAAAGCAAAACCUGCUAGAAUACGUUAUGCCGAUUUAACCUCUUCAUUUCUUUGUCAAACCUGUGGGAAGUCGUACAAAAAGAAAUACGACUUGGAGAAACAUCACAUGCUAACUCAUGAUAUAGAUUCCGCUCCAAAGUUCCCUUGUGACAUCUGCGAUAAAGUAUUUCUGGUGAAGCGAUGUCUGAAAAAGCACAAAAUUAUGAUACAUCAAGUAGAACCUAAAGUAUUGUGCGGCCAGUGUGGUGCUUGGUUUAAGCACAUGGAUAUUUUGAGGAAUCAUGUUAAAAAUGUACACGAUCAAGUUAGACCACAUCAGUGUCAUAUUUGUCCGAAAAGUUUUAAAAUGAAGACUCACCUCCAGUAUCACUUGAAAACGCAUGAACGACCGAAUGGAGGAAAGGAAAGGGGGUUAAAUAAUGAUUUUUGGAACGAUUUCCUUGUUUUCUGAAACUUUCUUCUCUCUUUUAUAGAAGUGAUAAACCAGUUCGAUGCAAUUUCGAGGACGGUGAUCAUGGUCCCCAUUAAAAUAAAUAAGUACAAAACAGUAUUGACUUUCAUAAUUUAAAGAUGAAAUAAUUCUAAACAAUUAUAAAUUUAUACUCAUGUAUUUACCAAUUAGACCGUACACCGCUGUAUCAGUGUGUUGAGUACGAAUUUUUAUUCAUCUUAACUAUUUAUAAAAACCUCUUUACCUGGAAAUAUAUACCAUA